AUGGAUUUCCACUAUCUUGUGCAGUCACAAUUUAUCGACAAGAACAACUUAGUGCGUAUCUCAGCAGCAUUGAAUGAGUUUCAUGCCAACAAAGAUGCAAUCAUUGAUGCUAGGGUUUGUCGUGGCAAGGCUAACAAAGUGGUCAACAAUUGGUACAUACUGAAACUGGAGCUUAUGCAGAGUGUCAUACCUAGCAUUAGGAACUCUGGAGUUACGGCUCAGUGGUCUGCAGAUGCUACUGAGCAUGUGCAUAUCACUGAGAUUAAGGUCCCAGUGAGAUCAGAUGAGAAACAGAAUAUUAAGGCAUUAGCUGAUGCAGCAAGGAGUCAUAUGGACAAUAAGGAUACUGACGACAUUGAGGUACUGCAGCACAAACCUGUGGGCUCUGUACCUCUACCAUUGCAUUCCUUUGCCAUUGGGCACAUUGCCUUUCAUUUAGCCUAUGAUCCUUCCAUCCAAAACAUCAGUAUUGAUGAUGUUACCCUUAAAUUUAACCUGCCAGAUUUGCGACCAGCACUAUCCAAUUUUCUGCAUCAUGAGGCCAGUUCCGAACAUGACCACAUUCAUGCAAUAGGUGGCCCUAGGAGAGCCAGACCUAAUGCUGUGCUUCCUUUUAAGAAAGUUUAA
Suillus discolor is the source of this 627-nucleotide messenger RNA. RefSeq lists its product as uncharacterized. The transcript has 3 exons. The coding region runs from base 1 to 627 and encodes 208 amino acids. The record is from RefSeq and is a predicted model, not a curated record. NCBI's taxonomy places the organism in Eukaryota, Fungi, Basidiomycota, Agaricomycetes, Boletales, Suillaceae.